Messenger RNA from Diceros bicornis minor, 1422 nucleotides. RefSeq names its product KH RNA binding domain containing, signal transduction associated 3 (gene KHDRBS3). The record is from RefSeq and is a predicted model, not a curated record. The transcript is spliced from 9 exons. Gene Ontology annotation, molecular function: mRNA binding. Gene Ontology annotation, biological process: regulation of alternative mRNA splicing, via spliceosome. Gene Ontology annotation, cellular component: nucleus. Bases 271 to 1311 code for a protein of 346 amino acids. Lineage: Eukaryota; Metazoa; Chordata; Mammalia; Perissodactyla; Rhinocerotidae.
CUCAGGCUCGCCGAGCGCCCGCCCGCCCGCGCCCGCUGCCCUCGGCCCGCGGCGGGAGCGCGGGCGCCGCGUCCCGGAGGCAGCGGCCACCCCCGGGGACCGGGCUGCGCCGCCCGUGCCGCCGCCGCCCGGCCGCCCGCCCGGCUUGGCUCCGCCGCGGCGUGUGGCCCGGCUGCCGCGCCGCUGGGGCGCGGGCGAGGUCGGGGGUCGCGCGGCCGCCGCCGCCCGCCCGCCUCGGGUGCGCGUGCCGCGCUCGGGCGGCCGGCGAGCAUGGAGGAGAAGUACCUGCCGGAGCUGAUGGCGGAGAAGGACUCCCUGGACCCCUCCUUCACGCACGCCCUGCGGCUGGUGAGCCAAGAAAUAGAAAAGUUUCAAAAAGGAGAAGGCAAGGAUGAAGAAAAGUACAUUGAUGUGGUGAUUAAUAAGAACAUGAAGCUGGGACAGAAAGUGUUAAUUCCUGUAAAACAGUUCCCUAAGUUCAACUUUGUGGGGAAACUUUUGGGUCCACGUGGCAAUUCUCUGAAGCGUUUACAAGAAGAAACCUUGACAAAAAUGUCCAUCCUUGGAAAAGGUUCUAUGAGAGACAAGGCAAAGGAAGAAGAGUUGAGGAAAAGUGGAGAAGCAAAGUACUUCCACCUCAAUGAUGAUCUGCAUGUUCUCAUUGAAGUUUUUGCCCCGCCAGCAGAAGCAUAUGCCCGGAUGGGACAUGCUUUGGAAGAAAUUAAGAAGUUCCUCAUUCCUGACUAUAAUGAUGAAAUCAGGCAAGCGCAGCUCCAGGAAUUAACAUACUUGAAUGGUGGCUCAGAAAAUGCAGAUGUACCAGUUGUUCGAGGGAAAUCCACCUUGCGUACAAGAGGUGUACCGACCCCAGCAAUAACCAGGGGAAGGGGAGGAGUCACAGCCCGGCCAGUUGGAGUUGGUGUGCCACGAGGGACGCCAGCUUCUAGGGGAGUCAUUUCCACUCGAGGGCCAGUGAGUCGGGGAAGAGGACUGCUCACUCCUAGAGCAAGAGGAGUGCCCCCAACUGGGUACAGACCUCCACCGCCACCCCCAACACAAGAGACUUAUGGAGAUUAUGACUAUGAUGAUGGAUAUGGCACUGCUUAUGAUGAACAGAGUUAUGAUUCCUAUGAUAACAGCUAUAGCACCCCAGCCCAAAGUGGUGCUGAUUACUAUGAUUAUGGACACGGACUCAGUGAGGAGACCUACGAUUCUUACGGGCAAGAGGAGUGGACUAACUCAAGACACAAGGCACCUUCAGCCAGGACAGCGAAGGGCGUCUACAGAGACCAGCCAUAUGGCAGAUACUGAUUGUACUGUCUGAUGUUGUGAAAUAGCCCAUCUCCACCAGUCCUGUAUACUGUUCAAAGUAAUUUUUUUCUAUGAACAAUCCCUUUUUAAAUAAAAUGCUUAAAAUCUGAA